Messenger RNA from Drosophila innubila, 490 nucleotides. RefSeq lists its product as uncharacterized. Lineage: Eukaryota; Metazoa; Arthropoda; Insecta; Diptera; Drosophilidae. The coding region runs from base 44 to 490 and encodes 148 amino acids. The record is from RefSeq and is a predicted model, not a curated record. The transcript is spliced from 3 exons.
AACAACAACAACAAGAGGAGCAGCAGCAGCCGCAGCAGUGACAAUGACAGCGACAGCGACGCCGACAUCGACGUCGGCUGCGACGAGAAAGCAACCUGCAAAUAACGUGAUGUUCAGCGAAGCUUUUACGGUUAAGCGGCUUUUAGCGAUUUUUGUACUGUUCACACUGCUGCACAGAAGUCAGGGAUUGGAGCUUGGGGAUAAGUGCCAGCAUGACAUGGACUGCACAGAUUUCAUCAAGGGCAGCAGCUGCUCGGCGUUGGGAUACUGCGAGUGUGCGCCCUACUUUGUUCAAUUGGAUGCCAAGCGGUGUUUGUCAUCUCAACUAUUGGGAGGGGAUUGCCAGUUGAGUGAGCAGUGUUCCAUGAAGGUGGCCAACAGCAGCUGCCUGGACGGCGCCUGUCGAUGUGUCGAGGGAUUCUUGCAAUUCCGCAAGCACACAUGUCUGGGACGUAAGUAUCAGACAACUGUUGAUCAAUUGUGGCCCUAA